AUGGUCAGAAGCCUCGGCGAUGAGAGCCAACACGAUGGCAUUGGCAGGUGGUUUGACGAUGACGAGGAAACCGUGCAAUCACCCCAGCAGGUUCACACAGAAGAAGAACAGAAAGCACAAAAGCAACCCUUGGAUGUCAAUUCACCAAAGGAAAUCAUAGAAUGGGUCAACAUCCGCAAUCAAGUUGCCGAGUGGCGGCUGCUGAAUGCUGUCAUCGAUGUGCCUACGCAAUCAUCUGUUCCAUCUCUUAACCGAACUGAAGAAACGAUGAGCUUCAGCACACGAUCAGUACAUGAGGCUACUGAAUCUGGUCCCCGGACAGAAAUGGGGACACUACACAUAUCGAAUUCCGAGAUGGAGUUGAUACGUAGCCGCCUCGCUCAAACUUUUCAAGGGUCUUCAGACUCUUCUUCGCAUGUAUCGUGGACAUCAUCUCCCGCCUUAUCAAACUACCCAACGCCCGGCACGGCUGCUACGUCGCCUCCAACGCACGAAUAUGAGCCGGAUGAGUCCGUUGCAUCUAUGGACGACUAUCCUGAGAGCAAUUUCCAGUACCCCAUGACUUCUUAUCCUCUUGUGGAGUCCCCGAGUCCCUACGAACCCGACCAACAAACAUCUGACUCAGAGAGAGGCUCGCCUGCCUACGAGGAACAGUACGAUAAUGAUGAGAGCUCCCAGAAUAAUACAAGGCGUGAAGAGCGUCCACCCUCCGAGAUCAGCACCGGGUGUGGGACCACAGAAAGCACUGGUGUGCUUCAAUACAAAGAUCAGCCAAAUAAGCGAGGAGCUGAAGACGAUGGAAAUGAACACCGAAUUACAGCCGGGUCGAAAAGGUCAAAGAGUCAUGAGGGGUCAAAUCUUCGACUCGCUUGCCCUUUUUACAAAUUUGACCCAAUCCGCCACCGCCGAUGCCAUGCCAUCAGGAUGACGCGCAUCAGCUAUGUGAAGCAGCAUUUGUUCCGCAGCCACAUGCAACCCAUUCACUGCGAUAUAUGUCUGAGCAUCUGGCCCAACGAGGAAGAUCUCAGGGAGCACCGUCGAGCCCAGCAAUGCGUGAAGCGCGCAUACAUCGCUCCUAAGGGAAUAACACCCGAUCAAAAGCGGAAACUGCAGUCACGACUCGGGAGCAAGAAUAAGUCUGAGAGCGAUCAAUGGUUUGAGCUAUAUUCUAUACUCUUCCCGAAUUCCAAGAAGCCCAAGUCUGCCUAUCUAGACGGCGAGCUCUCCGAGGAUGUAGAGAGCCUGCGGGAGUUUAUGGAACGCCGUGGGGCAGAUAUAAUGAUGAACCAGCUGGUAGACUCGAGUGUCUUUCAGCAAGCUGGAGUAGAUAGCCACGAACUCCAGCAGCAUGUCCAAAACGCAUUAACCAGUAUGUUCGACGGAUGGCAUAACCAAAGAAAAGAAAUGGGCGGUGAAACAAGUGAUGGACGGAGCAAGCGGUUGAAGUCGACUCAUAGGGAAUUUCUUGCCAUGGAGGACCAGGGCUGUAGAAGAACUGAUACGGCGAGUACUGGUACAUCUCGUACCAUGGAGUUGGAAGACCAGGUUGACGAACAAACCAGCCCGGCGACUUCGACAACUUAA
Molecule: messenger RNA, 1584 nt
Organism: Fusarium sp. VM40
Lineage: Eukaryota; Fungi; Ascomycota; Sordariomycetes; Hypocreales; Nectriaceae
Source: the annotation of a GenBank genome assembly